GGAGAGGGAGUCAGAGAGACAGGCAGAGAGAGCGCUACUGAGAUGGUCAGAGAGAGAGAGAGAGAGAGAGCGUGCUGUGCUGCAUGACAUGCUUGCCAGGAGGCGAACCAGGGGAGACGGAGCUGUAGCGCUGAGGACGAAAGAAAAGAAAAGAAGAGAAAGAGCGAAAUGAAUGAAGAGUACAGCGAGAGAUUGUUAACGGGGAGAAAGAGAAUGUAAACACAGACUGGGAUAGUAAAGGGGGGAAUCUGGAGCAGAUGCACAUUAGUGACACACAUUAACAUCAGCACGCUGAAGCAAAGGAACGUCAAAGAGGCUCUGAGAGAAAGAGGGGGAGAAAAGAACCAGGAGAGCGGAGCGCCAUCGAUAAAAAGUGCUGAUAUCAGAAGAAUGACAGGGCACCCUGACCCGUCCGGAGAUCAACCCACAUCCUCCCCCAUCUCAUCCCUCCUGUGACCCCCCCACCCCACCCCACCACCCCCUCAAAACUCCUUCCUCCAUGUCAGCGGCUGGAACCGAACAGAGACCUGAUCAGGUUGCGCUUUAAUCACAUCCCUCUGGAAUCUCUCCAGCCCUUCUGGAACUCUGCUCAGCGUUCCGUCUCUGGCAGGCUUCCAUCCGCAGGCGGACAUUCUCUCCCUCUGACAUCCUCUCACCAAUAAGACGGGAAGGAAUAAAAAUACAGCUAAUGAGUCUCUUUAAUUUCUCUCCUGCAAGGGCUGACUUUUCUCCUCAAAGCGAAGAUAAGGGCCUAAAGCAUAAGCUACAGAAGACAUCUUCAACCAAAAGCUUUCCGAAAGCCUGCAACGACUCUUGAGUUUCAGAACAAGAAAACAGAGGAAACAACACUUGAACACAGAAAGAAGACAAUCGAUUUAAUGUCAGAAAGGACAUAAUAACACUAGGAUAUUCAAACAAAAGAUUGAGACGUUUUAUUAGUUAGUUGCUCUGAGAUAUUCCAUGUCUUCUUAGAUCUUUUGAAAUCUCCAGUCAUCCACUUCUCCUGUAUAAUUCUCUCAAAGUCUCGUUUGGUCAGUUCAGCCCGGCCAUGCAGGUCUCUAUAGCCUGUACGGACCCCCACAUGAAACGUGGUAAUGGGGAUCACAAGAGUGCCACUAGCCCGGGCAAUGCUGUCCGGACAAAGUUCAGAACCGUGGCCAUCAUAGCACGCAGCUUUGGGGCAUUCGCACCCCAACAUCACAUCUCCCUGAAAGAGUCCACUGGGAAGCUAACCGGCAUGAAAUACAGGAACCUGGGGAAGUCAGGCCUCAGAGUAUCAUGCCUGGGACUUGGCACAUGGGUAACGUUUGGUGGUCAGAUUACAGAUGAGGUCGCUGAACAGCUGAUGACCAUAGCAUAUGAGAGUGGCGUCAACCUAUUUGACACAGCGGAGGUGUAUGCUGCUGGAAAAGCUGAAGUCAUAUUGGGAAAUAUAAUCAAGAAGAAAGGCUGGAGACGAUCUAGUUUGGUGAUCACUACCAAGUUGUACUGGGGCGGAAAAGCCGAGACUGAGAGAGGCCUUUCAAGGAAACACAUUAUUGAAGGUCUGAAAGGUUCUCUCCAGAGGAUGCAGCUGGAAUACGUAGAUGUCGUCUUUGCCAACCGCCCUGAUAACAACACGCCCAUGGAGGAGAUCGUGAGAGCCAUGACAUUCGUUAUCAACCAGGGGAUGUCCAUGUACUGGGGGACGUCUCGAUGGACGGCCAUGGAGAUCAUGGAGGCGUACUCUGUGGCCAGACAGUUUAAUCUGAUCCCUCCGGUGUGUGAGCAGGCUGAGUACCAUCUCUUCCAGAGAGAGAAGGUGGAGGUUCAGCUUCCGGAGCUCUACCACAAAAUAGGCGUGGGGGCGAUGACUUGGUCUCCAUUGGCCUGUGGAAUCAUCACGGGGAAGUACCAGAAUGGCAUCCCAGAAACCUCCAGGGCAUCCAUGAAGUCUUACCAGUGGUUAAAGGAGAAGAUAGUGAGUGAAGAUGGAAGGAAACAGCAGGCUAAGCUGAAGGAGCUGGGACACAUCGCAGAGAAGCUUGGCUGUACACUCCCUCAGCUGGCUGUUGCUUGGUGUUUGAGAAAUGAGGGGGUGAGCUCAGUACUCCUGGGAACUUCCAAUCCGGAACAGCUAACAGAGAACCUGGGUGCCAUACAGUUUCUUCCGAAAAUGACGUCUCAUGUGGUCUCGGACAUUGACCACAUCCUGGGCAACCGUCCAUUCAGUAAGAAGGACUUUCGUUCCUAGUCACCGAGGAGGAAGGACGAUUUCUGUCUAUCUGACAUGGAUCCAGUAUCACCGAACCCUUGGGCUCAGCACAGGUUUUAUCUCAGUCUGAAUCAGCCUAGUUCAGUCCUGCUCAGCUCUAGCCUCCUCAGCCAGUGUAACCAAGCUAAUUUCGGCAUAGCCUAGUUCACCCUCUGCCUAUACCAGCCCCAGCUUAUCCUACUGUUUCAGUAGACUCUCAGACGUCCUGAGAUAAUUAGCUGUGUAUAUGCAUGCUUCCCCUCUGUUGUGUGCCUGGACUCUAUUCAAAAGCACAGUGCACAGAUCAGCAGACAGGGUUAUUAAAUACUUAGAUUAUACCGUAAGCUUUCACUGCAGCGCAUUUUGAAAAUCAAACAGCUCUCCAGCCAGACUACUGUUUUUGACCCUUGCUUGACCUUGAGAGGCAGAAAACUGUGGACACUGAAUUUCAGUGACGGGUUCAUUCUGUCUGCGAGGUGGAGAAUGUGCAUGUUGUCGCCCCCUUCUGGCCGUACAAGGAAACGCUAUGGAAUGUCGUCCAUAGAUUGUUAGUGGCAGCUGAGGGAGCAGAUACCCUGCGCUGUAGAGAACCCUGACUCUUCUCCUCAUGCCUGUUAAAUGAACCUGCAUCAUUGGUUGCGGAUGUGAAUCUGGGAUAGCACAAGCAACUCUGUGACAUGACCAAGGUUACAUGCUUGUAAUGCUUGUUGCUUGCUAGUGAUAAUAGGAGACUGAUGAAGAAUUUUCAGAAAAAAUAUACAAUGUAUUAUUUAUUCAUAGUAUGUGAAAAUACUUUAUAUUCUGUGUGUUGGGAUUUUUUUUUAAUUAUGUGUGUAUAUAUGAAACUACAGGGGCAAACAGUGUAACAUAAGAACUGACCUCAAGUCCCUUUUCUUGCAGAGGAAAAUCUAUAAACAAUCUAUUAUGUAAAUCAGGCUUCCCUAAAACCAGGUUCAGUGGUCUCCUGGGGGUGCAUGUGUUAGUGUUUGUCUCAGCUUUACAAAACUGAUUUAAGUACUCAGAUGAUGAUGAGUAACUUUUCUGCAUCAGCUGUGAAGUGUUGACAAAAAAAACAAAAGGCAUCCCUCUGUGAGGCCUCAGGACCAGGUUUGGGAAAUCCUGGUGUAAAUAGUGUUUUGUUCUUCUGUCAGUAGCACAAUGCAUUCAUGUGUGAUGAUUCAAGUCCUGGCUUCCGCCAACCCAGGGUUUUCUUAUUUAGCUGUUGGCUACUUUUUUACUUUAAGAGACACCAGUUGGAUUUAACAUUUCAUGAAUAACUCAAAGAAUUCAAAUUUUCCAAGACUGCAGAUUGUUUGACAGAUGGCUAAGUCCUUAUUUGUUUUACGCUGCUUCAAAUGCAUACUCCUUUUUAGUAUGACAUAAUGUUCAGACCUCUUCCUUACAUGUGGUUGAUAGACCAAGCAGUCACAGAUCAAUUAAGUUCAUAACAUAUGUAGGCUGAAUCCCAAUCUGAUUAAUUUUCUCCUAUACCUAGGAAGGUAGCCAGUGAUAACCAUUGUUUGGAUUGGAACCAGGCCAUUCAAUAUGUGGUGGUCCAUGCUGCAGUGCCUUGAUAUGAGCCCUGUUAACAAGACCCAUUUGUAUUAGCCCCAAUCCAUUCAAUGCGCUCAAUGUAAUGGAUAUGUAGAGACAAUGUUGUAAUAGCUCAGAUGUACCAGAGUGAAAAGGGUAGAAGCUAGAAGUGGGUUUGGAGUUUUUGGAAUUCUGUGUGUGGCCAUUCGCUUGAUCCUCAUCCUUGUGUGUUCAGUUUAGUGUGACUGACAGUGUAAACUGUUGUAUUACAAUAUACAAAACUGUUCCAAGUCUUGUUUUCUACAGUAUGUAAAGUUGUCAGGAGGAAAGAGGAUUCAUCAGCAAUAUUGCUGACAUCAACAUCAGUGUUUCCCUAUCAAGAUCAUGAGGUCUGUCAUGAAUAGCAUUUCAAUUCAUAAUACGCUUGAUUAAUAAAUGGUAAUGAUGA
Esox lucius (northern pike) is the source of this 4214-nucleotide messenger RNA. It is a transcript of the gene kcnab1a, whose product is annotated as potassium voltage-gated channel, shaker-related subfamily, beta member 1 a. Gene Ontology annotation, cellular component: membrane; extrinsic component of cytoplasmic side of plasma membrane; cytoplasm. The record is from RefSeq and is a predicted model, not a curated record. NCBI's taxonomy places the organism in Eukaryota, Metazoa, Chordata, Actinopteri, Esociformes, Esocidae. The transcript is spliced from 14 exons. Gene Ontology annotation, molecular function: transmembrane transporter binding; potassium channel regulator activity; voltage-gated potassium channel activity. Gene Ontology annotation, biological process: potassium ion transport; transmembrane transport; negative regulation of delayed rectifier potassium channel activity. The coding region runs from base 1049 to 2233 and encodes 394 amino acids.